GAUCGGUCACGUCGCGUCGGUAAACUACGCUGCCCUCUGUUCCUACACUGCUGAAUUUCUCGACCGUGACGUCACGGCUGGAGUCACGUGACAUUGAGGGCAUUCGAAGGCAUAGCGACGUUGACAUACGAUUACACAUACUGUUUGUAUACACAUGUAGUGUAUACAGUGUACCUACUACAAGAAACUACAGUAUGUUGAGCUGUACAAUAGAAUUAGGAAAAAAAUAAAAGACAAUCAGUAUGUGUCAGUAUGUCCGAUAGAAUACAAAUAGAAUCCGGCACGCAAUUGUUGGCAAGAUUAAUCCGUAGACCAAACCUACGAAGCCUCGAGGGCGCUUUGUUUCCGGAAGGACCUGGAAAUACAGACGUUAUAGAAAUAAAUGGAAUACGUUCAACCGGCAAAACUCUUCUUCUUUCUCAACUGCUUGCAAAAUGCAUCCUGCCAGAUUAUGAUGGGGCCGUUCAUAUUAAAGGUUGCGACGCUUCGGCUGUGUUGAUUAAUACAGACCACCAUUUCCAAAUUACGAAUUUGGUCGAAAUAAUGACUGAUAUUAUAAAUACAGCUUAUGCUCCACUCGUUACGUUGAAUUCGAUCGACACAAAUACAAGGAAUAUAAAUAUUCUACGAAAUUCUCUACAAAAUCUACAUAUAAUAAAUUGUUACCACAGCGAACAGUUUCGUGUGACGUUGCGUACAUUGGACAAUAUAUUUCUUAGUAAUGCUCAAACUGCUCUCUUAGCAAUCGAUAGUCUAACAGCAUAUUAUUGGCAAGAUCGUGAAAAUAAUUUCACCUCGAUUGAUGCCUACAUAAAAAAGUUGUUGAAGAUUAUCAGAUUACAUACAAAUCUAUGUAAGGUAACAACAAUAUAUACAAAAUCUUGGGAGAGUAUCAUAAAAUGCAAAAAUAACAAAUCUACGAUCAAAUACUCGACGAAUACUGUAGAGUACAGAAUACAUUUACGCAAAACAAAAUGUUUGUACAAUCAUAUUUGUAUAUUAGAAACUGAAGAAACCAUUAAAAAAAUGUGUUAUCGUAUGUCGGCAAAUGGUGUCAAAUGGGAAACUGAUUGAGAAAAAGGAUAAUUUCCAUUGUAUUUACAAAUUUUGUUAAAACAGUACAUCAAUGGAACAAUAUUUUAUCCAUUAUAUCCAAUGGAUUUAACAAUCUAGAUCCUGCCAACAUUAUACGUGGUGUUUUAUUCUGACCGCGAUUUAAAGCAAUUUCCUGUAUUAAUUUUGCCUCCUCCGCAGUAAACCCUCCAAUAAUGAAUAAUAAAAUAUUGGAAUUGUCGCGUGGAUGACGCUUUGCUUUACCCCUUAACAGUAGGCUACGAUAUACAAGAAAUACAUUACGUUCGAAUACAAUUGCGAUAAAAUUGAUUAUGCUCAAAUAUUGUUAAACUUGUACUUACUUAAAGCCAGCUGAAAUUAAAGAUGGCGUUCGUUGACGUAGGUCCCGUAAUUCUCGAGUCUUGUCAGCGAAAAGUAUAUCCUUAGCUAUCUGUUCCAAAAUACUAACAUACUGGAUUGUUUCUUUCGAAGUUGACUUGAUCAUGAGAUCUCUACGAACGGUAAAUGUUUGAUUCAGUAAAAUUACAUCUACAAUUUCUGAUAUCACAUUUGAAAAUUUACCUGUAAUCUUGUAGCAACGAACGUUGUUUCGCUAUUAAUCGAAGAGUGCGAAGGAUACGUGCUGCUAUUUUAUACGACGUUUCUCGCGCAGCAGCCGCAUUGUUUAUUCCUUACAUAAAAAUAAUUAAAAUAAAUUAUUUGCAGUUUAUAGCAUUCGAAUGAUGUAGCGUGCAAUGUAUACCCAACAAUAACAAAGAUCGCUGAGAAGCAGAUAUUUUGUUGGUCGAUGGAUUCUUUUCAAAAAUUUCGAAAUCUUCAAAAAUUGCAUCUGCAAUCGAUUGCUCCAAUUGUUGUUCUUGUUGUGUAGGAAAGCGAAUUUGCGUUCCCGUUAAGGCGUAAACGUGUAUUAACAAUGCCAACAAAUUUUCAAUGUUGAGACCUCUAUGAAGUCGUGUUCGUAUAACGUUACUCAACUGGAAAGAUCACUUAAUUGACUUUAACUUGUAAACCUUGCAAAAGCUUGGUUAAAACAGUAUUACUGAUUAUACUUGCGCGAGUAUACUAGACGAUUCGCGGCUCGCAGAAAGAUUCUGUAAUGCCAGUUUCUCUAAGCUGGUAAGUAGUUCAAAUUGACUGGUUUUCUGCGAUGUUGAUGCUUCGACUAUCGCCAUAAUACUCUGCAUUAUGAAAAACUCUGCUGAUUGAAAACGAUCAAUACAUAUCCUAUAGCUACACAAAAGAAGAUCCUACGAAAUCACCUGCACUUUCUCUGUAUGGACGAUCAUAGAAUCAAUGAUAUUCAUAUUUUGAAGUUUGCUAACAGCCCUUUCUAAACUGUGACCCGAUAUUCUCAUUGGUGUUCUUAACUUUGUACUAUCCUUCAUGGAAGUUAUAUCAUUCAGCAUUUGAUUUGCUGCAGUUAACAAUUUUUUUUCGCUUUCUAAGAUAAAGAGAUCGAUCGUAGCUUUCUCUAUGCUUGCCAAACAUCCUGGUACAUCGUACGUUUGUAAUAUUCCCUUCGUACGCAUAUGAAAAGAUACGGUGAUUUAAUCGAGACUAUCAAAGCAAAUGCAACUUGUAAAAUAUACAAACAUAUCGAAUUUUACGCUACCUCUACCAGUCCAAAUGCAGGAGAUGUAUUAAUUGCUACAUCAUUGUUGUGCUGUGGCAAACGCGGAAGUGCUCCCAAUAUUUUAGUAAGGAAUGACUCCAUAUUAUUGCUAGUAGGAGUACAGAGAUCUAAUGUUCUGUCUAUUAAGAUAAGGGACACUCCUGUUUCUACAACUUCCGAUGAAUGCUAUAAAAAAUAAAAAUGAACAGUUAGCAUUA
Megalopta genalis is the source of this 2904-nucleotide messenger RNA. It is a transcript of the gene Xrcc2, whose product is annotated as X-ray repair cross complementing 2. Gene Ontology annotation, biological process: double-strand break repair via homologous recombination; DNA strand invasion. The record is from RefSeq and is a predicted model, not a curated record. Gene Ontology annotation, molecular function: four-way junction DNA binding. Gene Ontology annotation, cellular component: Rad51B-Rad51C-Rad51D-XRCC2 complex; replication fork; centrosome. NCBI's taxonomy places the organism in Eukaryota, Metazoa, Arthropoda, Insecta, Hymenoptera, Halictidae.